CAUUUGCCAGCGGCACGCGGAGCAGAGCGGUGCGAAAAUCGGAGUGGAGCAGCCAAUUUUGAAUACCGAUAACAUAAAGCGCAUUUUUUGUCCGUGUUUCUAAUAUAUAUUUUUUUUUUUUUGUGUUUUUGUGUGCUGUUGCUGUACGUGACGAGCGGUGAACUGAAACCGAAUCAAUUGUUUAAGUUUUCAAUGAAUGGCAGUGGCAAACAAUUGAAUGAAUUCAAUUGACUGUGGGGCCCCAUUGCAUUAGCCGUUGACAAGAGUUAGUCACGUUGAAUAACCCACAAUGGCGACAACCUCUUCAGAUUCGGAGUCGCAAAAUGUGGAUGUGGCAUCGCAGGCCCAAACGCAGGAUAAUCUGCGCAUAUUUUUAAAGCAUUUGUAUGCGGAGUGCGUGUUCCGAUACCAGAAUGUCACAUACGAUACGGACGACCCAUCAUUUUCACUUGGCCCAGCAACAGACUACGAUUCCGAUUUGCCGGAGAACUUUAGCCCAGUGCCGCGAUAUCUGGAGAAUGCCGCGAUGAACGAGGGCGUUAUUGACAUGCGAAACGUGGACGAGGAGCUGGCGGAGAAGGAGGAGCUGAUGGCCACCGUCGUCAGUGCCACGAUGGCCACAAAUCAGAAGGAGAACCGACUCUUUUGCCCCCUGAACUUUGACGGAUAUCUCUGCUGGCCAAGGACUCCGGCCGGCACUGUGCUGAGUCAAUAUUGUCCCGAUUUCGUCGAAGGAUUCAACAGAAAAUUUCUGGCCCACAAGACCUGCCUGGAGAACGGCUCCUGGUACCGUCAUCCGGUUAGCAAUCAGACCUGGUCCAAUUACACCAACUGCGUGGACUAUGAGGACCUGGAGUUUCGCCAGUUCAUCAACGAGCUGUACGUGAAGGGUUAUGCCCUCUCCCUGCUGGCCCUGCUCAUAUCGAUUAUUAUUUUCUUGGGCUUCAAAUCCCUGCGCUGCACCCGCAUCCGCAUCCAUGUACAUCUGUUCGCCUCGCUGGCCUGCACCUGUGUGGCCUGGAUAUUAUGGUAUCGUCUGGUGGUGGAGCGUUCCGAAACCAUAGCCGAAAAUCCGCUGUGGUGCAUUGGGCUGCAUCUGGUGGUGCACUACUUUAUGUUGGUCAACUAUUUCUGGAUGUUUUGCGAGGGCCUGCACCUGCACCUGGUGCUCGUUGUGGUCUUUGUCAAGGACACGAUUGUGAUGCGCUGGUUUAUUGUCAUCAGCUGGUUUUCACCCAUACCCAUAGCCAUCGUCUACGGUCUGGCCAGGCAUUUCAGUAGUCCGGACAAUAAGCACUGCUGGAUAACUGACAGUCUCUACUUGUGGAUCUUCUCGGUGCCCAUAACUCUUUCGCUGCUGGCCAGCUUUAUUUUUCUGAUCAACGUACUGCGAGUGAUCGUGCGAAAGUUACAUCCCCAGUCCGCCCAGCCGGCACCGUUGGCCAUCCGGAAGGCGGUUCGGGCCACCAUUAUUCUGGUACCGCUGUUCGGACUGCAACACUUCCUGCUGCCCUACCGUCCGGAUGCCGGCACCCAGCUGGACCACUUCUAUCAGAUGCUAUCGGUGGUGUUGGUCAGCCUGCAGGGCUUUGUGGUCUCCUUCCUGUUCUGCUUCGCCAAUCACGAUGUCACCUUUGCCAUUCGCACGCUGCUGAACAAGUUGCUGCCCAGUUUAGUGACCCCGCCGCCGGCCGGGAGUAAUACUGGACAGAUGGCCACGACCACGCCCAGCCGAGAGUUGGGCGUUUAAGGCGUACCGCGCGAGGGUCGAUCGUAACAUUGACCGCAUCGCCGAGCAAAGAUUUUGAAGACCAGUCCGGCACACUUAUUUCAUGAUAGCAAAAUAUUUUUUUUUAUAACUUAAUUUUGUUAAAAUGCAUACUGAUUUCAAUUAUUUAAAAUGUUCCUGUUAUAUUUUUUAUCCUGGGAUACUAUGCCCGAAAUGCAUUUAGAAAAGAAAGGUUCUAGUCAUAUGAAUUAUUGAUAAAAACAAAUAAUUGUAUGCUUGAUCUUUCUAAAAAAAAAGUUUCUAAAAAAACUCUGUUAAGAAUUAUCACUUUAAAACUUUUUACUGAACAAGUUUUAAAAUAUAUUUUGAAAAAGUAUAUAAAGCAUAGUGUUAAGCAUUAAGAAAAAAACAUGUAAACAAAAUCUAAGCUUGAACCCAGAAAAAUUUAAAAUGUGUCAGCCGUAUAAAUCGUUGUUUAAAUUUAACUUAAAAAUAUUUAGGUUUCACACAGCUAACCCUAGAAAAAUAUCUAUGCCAUAUCCAGAGAAAAUGCGGGAAUCAAAUGCCAAGAAUUAACAGGUUCCCCCCGAUGAUUUUAUGCGUAAUAUUUUAUAAUACAAAAUAUAUUCAAAUCCUGAGAGGAUAUAGAAAGAGACGCAGAAUAAUACAUACGUACCCGUGUACCUAAGGAUAUUUUUUUUUAAGCCCUUAAACAUUUAAUAAUGUUAAGAUAAAUAUAUAGAUAUAUAUAUAUGUAAUGUUUGAACCUUUAAUGUAGCUGACAGAUAUUAAUGAUAUUUAUUCAACUUAGCCAAGCACACUUACGUAGCGAAUAAAUCAUGUUAACUGCAGUUGAAUCGUUUGAUUGCCAACUACAUACACUUGGAAU
This is a messenger RNA of Drosophila melanogaster (fruit fly), 2618 nucleotides long. RefSeq names its product hector (gene hec). The coding region runs from base 290 to 1750 and encodes 486 amino acids. The record is from RefSeq and is marked reviewed. Gene Ontology annotation, biological process: cell surface receptor signaling pathway; neuropeptide signaling pathway; G protein-coupled receptor signaling pathway. Lineage: Eukaryota; Metazoa; Arthropoda; Insecta; Diptera; Drosophilidae. Gene Ontology annotation, molecular function: transmembrane signaling receptor activity; calcitonin receptor activity; G protein-coupled receptor activity. The transcript is spliced from 10 exons. Gene Ontology annotation, cellular component: membrane; plasma membrane.